Vidua macroura (Pin-tailed whydah) is the source of this 962-nucleotide messenger RNA. It is a transcript of the gene POMC, whose product is annotated as proopiomelanocortin. Gene Ontology annotation, cellular component: extracellular region. NCBI's taxonomy places the organism in Eukaryota, Metazoa, Chordata, Aves, Passeriformes, Viduidae. Gene Ontology annotation, molecular function: hormone activity. The record is from RefSeq and is a predicted model, not a curated record.
AUGGGCUGGGCAAUUCUGCUGCCGCUGCUGGGGCUGAUCCUCGGGAAUUUGGGAGGCUCCGAGCGCUGCUGGGACCGUCCCGAGUGCCGGGAGCUCGGAAUUCUGGCGUGCUCCGGAUCGUGCCGGGCUCAGAUUUCCUUGGAAUCUCCGCUUUUUCCCGGCAACGGGCAAUUCCAGCCCCUCGCGGAGAGCCUGCGCCGUUACGUCAUGAGCCACUUCCGAUGGAACCAAUUCGGCCGGAAAAACGGCACCGAUCCCGGCGCCGGCAAACGGCACGAGGCUCCCGGGAAAGACGCCGGAAUUCCCGGUUUUUCCCGGCGUGCCGAAGAGCCGGGAAAGGACGGGAAGCGCUCGUAUUCCAUGGAGCACUUCCGUUGGGGAAAACCCGUCGGGCGCAAGAGGAGGCCGGUCAAGGUUUAUCCCAACGGUGCCGAGGAGGAAUCGGAGGAGAAUUCCCGCUUGGAAUUCCGGCGGGAAGAGCCCGAGGAAGAGGAAGAGGAGGAGGAGGAAGAAUUCCCGGAAUUCCCGUGGAAUUCCCGGAAGGAGAAGCGUUACGGCGGCUUCAUGAGUCCGGAGCGGAUCCGGACGCCGUUGGUGACGCUCUUCAAGAACGCCAUCGGGAAGAGUUUUUCCAAGGAUGGGCAGUGAUGAGGGGAAAAACCCGGGAAAAACCCGGAAAAUCCGGGGAAAUCCCACGGGAUUCGCGGCCUCUGUAGUGUCCCCUUAGCGCUUAAACCCUUCCUAAUAAAAAAUUCCCGGGAUUCUGGGUGGGAAUUCCCAAGUUGGGAGUUCUUGGAAUUGGCGGGAUGGAUCCCGGUUGGGAAUUCUUGGAAUUGGGACGGAUCCCGGUUGGGAAUUCUUGGAAUUGGGACGGAUCCUGGUUGAGGAAUUCUUGGAAUUCUCGGAACGGCGGGACGGUGUAAAAAUAUUGUAAAGGAGGGGAUGGAAAAUUCCCGAAGAAA